CUAAUUUCUUGAACACCACUUAAAAAAACUAAAACUAAAAAGAAAAAAUAAAAUUUCCAACAUUAAAGGCUCCAAAAACAUAAUAGAAGAGAGCGUGCAUCCAUAAAUAAAUUCUGUUACAAGACUUCUUUCUUCCCACCAUUUUUAAUCCUAAUUCCUAGCAGCUCUCAAACCAUUAUUUUCUUUUAAAAAAACAGAAAAAGCUGGGCAAGGUGGAUUUUGGUAAUUUCUGAAAUCAAUAAUUAAGCCGAUCACUUUCAGGAAUUUCAAUGAUUGAAUUUCAUAGUUUUUCUGGUGGCACAUAUUUGUAAUUGGAGGAGCUCAUCAAUGGCAGAAGGCAAUUACUAGCAACUUCCAAUGGAAAAAACAACAGUAGUCCCUGAUUAACUGCGAAUUGAGCGAUGAAAAAUAUACCAGGGUCCAUUGGAACUUGCGGUAGUCUAGCUUUGAGACUGGGCCAAGCCAUCUCCUCGGCAUCAUCGAUUUUAUUCAUGUCUUUGGGAGUUGGGUUCUACAGUUAUACAGCCUUCUGGUAAUUAUUCUCCAAUCUCCAAUACUCUAAUUCUGAUCCAUGUAUAUCUAUACCUGCACUGUGAAAGGACAUAAAUACAACUAAUUCCCCAACAGUUUGGCCUAAUAAUGAAUAAUCUUUUAAGAUUACGAAAUUGGAGAACGAAGGAAGCACACACAGACACACACAAACCAACAAAAGCAACAAAAAGCUCAAGUACUGCUAUAUCUAAUUGAAGUACGAGUUAAUUUUGCAAUAUGCCUCCCUCCUUUGGAGCAUCUUUUGUAAAAGAGAAGUGAAAGCUUCCACUUCAGACAGUUUAAUUAGUCCAUUGAUUAUCAAAUAACAAAAGUUCAUAUAAGGUUGCAAUUUUGGACUGAGCCAUAAAGGGCAGUUAUCAUCAUGUACUUGUGCUGACUCACAUGUUUAGUAUGACGAAUGCACUAAAUUAGUUUCCAUUUUCAUAUCGCAGUUUUUUGGUGACAAUAAUGGGCUUAGUCAUUCCAUGGAGCUUCACCUUGGCCAUACUUGACGGGUAUUCCAUUGUGACUAAGUUCCCCGUGCAUCAAUCAGGAAUAAUGCAGAUCAUCAUUUUAGGGGACUCGGUGUUAUCAAUUCUCACACUAGCAGCAGCAAGCUCAAGUGCAAGCAUAGUUGACAUUCUGAUCAAAGCUGAUGUCUCCUUUUGCCCUAAAAAACUGUGUCGUAAUUAUCAGAUUUCAGCUGCAACUGCAUUCUCAUCGUGGUUGCUUGUGCUGACCUCAUCACUUUCCAAUCUCUGGCUUCUCCCCUCGUUAGACAUUGACCACUGAAAUUUAACCUAGUCACAGAAAUACAAUUACUCAUUCAAAAUUAUGAAAACCUCGUUGAUAUUUGUCGAUUAUAUAAACUGCACCAACAACUCUUUCUGUUUCUUUUCUUC
Messenger RNA from Striga asiatica, 1433 nucleotides. NCBI's taxonomy places the organism in Eukaryota, Viridiplantae, Streptophyta, Magnoliopsida, Lamiales, Orobanchaceae. The record is from the annotation of a GenBank genome assembly.